Molecule: messenger RNA, 987 nt
Organism: Arvicanthis niloticus (Nile rat)
Lineage: Eukaryota; Metazoa; Chordata; Mammalia; Rodentia; Muridae
Gene: Ldlrad2
Product: low density lipoprotein receptor class A domain containing 2
Molecular function (GO): protein binding
Source: RefSeq, a predicted model, not a curated record
GUCUAGACUGGGUCACACCAGGAGACCCUGUCUUAAAAAAAAAAAAAAUUAAAAAUCUUAAAGGUGUUGGGAUGUGGCUUGCUAGCUCAAAGAAGGCCCUGAGUUUGGCCCCCAGCAUUGCAUAAAUUGGACAUGGUGGCUCAAAACCUGCAAUCCCAGCAGUAGGGAGGCAGAGGUCAUGAGACCAGAGGUCAAAGGUUAUCAGCACACCAAGCUCAAGGACAUCCUGGCUACCUAUUUUAUGACUUCAGUAAGUGUUAGCCUCUAAGCCAUCAUGGCCACCAGCCCUACAACCACUGUGUUGAUUGCCCCAAAGACCGUACUGUUACGUCUCCAGGAAACAGCCACCCACCUUCCGUGAACAUACUGAUAGCAGCCUUGUCCUGCCCCCCAGUUCUCUCACCUUGGGGCCACACUGUUGUAGGAUCCUUACUCCCAGCUUCCCUUUUCUACCCCAGGGCCUUGCGGCACGUACUUCCGCUGUCGGAACAGCAGAUGUGUGCCCCGGAGCCUUCUAUGUGAUGACUGGGACAUGGACAACUGUGGUGACGGCAGUGACCAGGACUCCCGUCCCCCGGCCAGCUGCAGAGGUCCCUCUCUGGUACCCAAGGAGACCUGGACAAUGGAAGAUGACGGUUCCAAGCCUCUGACUCUCCUUGCGGCUCUUGGGUCCACAGCUGAGAGGGCCUCUCCAGCAGGGCUGGCGCCUAUCACACAAGAAGUGCUGGAAGGUCCCUGGCUCUGGUGGGUGGCUCUGGUCUCCUCGAUACUGCUGACCUGCACUGGCCUCCUCUGGUGCUGCUGCUGCCUGGGUUGGCUGGCCUGGCACCAAAGUGUCCACAGGCUUCGCCUCAGAUGCUGUGCAGCCUGCAAUGUUUGUCACCUAUGUCCUGGCAGGGUGGCUCCUGGGGGUCUGUGGCUGAGCUGGCCGACCUUCCAGAACCAGGGAGGUCAUCGUUAGGGGUCUGUAGUUAUCAGCUGAGUAGG